CCACACACAAGCUCAGAGAGAAAACACUGAGAAACCUUUCACAUCUGCUCAUGAGAGUGAGAUCACUGCCACACUGAAGUCAUGGAGAUGUUGCGUAAGAACAAGGUGUUUCUCAUCGACACUCUGUCCACCGACUCCAGCAUCGUUUUACAGCACGUCCAGAAGGACGAGAUCAUCACCAAGCGUGACUACAACAAUCUCAAACAUCCCAACUACACAGGAGAGAAGAUCAUCAUCGACCUCCUGGAUAAUGUGAUGGGAAAGGGUGAUGAGACGUGUCAGAAACUUCUGAAGCUGUUGGGGAAAGAAGAUUUUCAGGAGAUAUUUCCUCAGCUGAAGAAGUUCUCCAUAACUCAACAAACACCUCAACAAACAUCUCAUCAACCAUCUCAUCAACCAUCUCAACAAACAUCUCAGCAACAGUCACUCGAAGGUCGAGUGAAGGACGCUGAGGAGAUUUCUGAAUAUAAAAUGUCCAGUAGACCUCGUGGUGUUUGUGUGAUCAUCAACAAUAUGAACUUUGGUGACCCUGAUAUGUACAGACAUGGAUCUGAUAUGGAUAAAGACGCUCUUAGUAACGUGUUUGAUUGGCUGGGUUUCACUGUGGAGGUGCACAAGGAUAAAACCGCUGAGCAGAUGAAGGCCAUCCUGAAGACACAUGGCCAAAAGCAGCAUGAAGGUGACUGUUUUGUGUGCUGCAUCCUCAGCCAUGGCACCACUAAUGGAGUUUAUGGAACAGAUAAAACAUUAGUUUUAAGGGAUGACAUCUACAGCCCAUUUGAUGGAGCUUCCUGCCCGAGUCUAAACAACAAGCCCAAAGUGUUCUUCAUCCAGGCCUGCCGUGGGAAACUGUACCAUCCAAUAGUCCAAUCUGAUGCCCACAAUGAAGAGAAUGCAGGAGAAGAAACAGAGGAAGAGGAAGAAUUAGACACAGAUGUUGGAGAGGUCAUCCUGAAUGGGAAAGAUUUCUUCAUGGCAAGGUCGACUAUAAAAGGGUACUACUCACUGAGAUCCACAAUAUCUGGUUCCUGGUUCAUCCAGUCUCUGUGUAAGCAGCUGCAAGACUUCUGUCCACUGAAUAAAGACAUCAACUUCAUCCUUAUGAAGACCAAUGAGGAAGUUAGUGGAGAAACUGCUACAAUCAAAGACAAAAACUUCAAACCGGUCCAGCGCAGAAAAGUCAAGCAGAUGCCGAUCUAUAAAUCAACUCUGACCAAGAUUCUGGUGUUCAGACCUGUUCACAACUAACUUCACUUUACACAACCAGUUCACAGGAUCAGAUCUUUAUUUCUAUUGUAGAGACACUGCAUGUAUUCACUGGGCCUCAGUUAUAAAAAUGGAUGUAGGUUUAAAUCAUUUCUACAAGUGUUUACACAAUAAAUACAUUAUUCCUGAAAAUCCGUGUCGUCCUCGUGUCGUCCUCGUGCUCCUGAGUGUGUGUACAUUUACUCAUCAGGAGAAUAAUUCAUAUAAACUUCGACCUGAUCACCUUCAGACCUUCUCCACACAUUACUGCAAGCUUCUAUCUAACAUUCUGUAGAGUUUCAGUGCUCAUGUUUUUUACACUAAAGUGUUUAUCAGACGUUCUGAAGAGCUUCAGAGCCUCGAAACAGAAACACAUCCACGUGUAAAUCACUCGAUUACAAACUAAAAGCACAUCCAGAACUUUUAGUAAUAAACAGUUACGUUUACUAAAUAAAGAAUUCAAUGUAAAAAGGAAUCUGGCAUUUGUCUGCUGUCACGUUCUAAACUGGGAAAAAUAAAAUCACUAUUUGUUUA
Messenger RNA from Silurus meridionalis, 1779 nucleotides. RefSeq names its product caspase-8-like. Gene Ontology annotation, biological process: proteolysis; negative regulation of extrinsic apoptotic signaling pathway via death domain receptors. The coding region runs from base 82 to 1248 and encodes 388 amino acids. Lineage: Eukaryota; Metazoa; Chordata; Actinopteri; Siluriformes; Siluridae. Gene Ontology annotation, molecular function: cysteine-type endopeptidase activity. The record is from RefSeq and is a predicted model, not a curated record. The transcript has 6 exons.